This is a messenger RNA of Volvox carteri f. nagariensis, 378 nucleotides long. RefSeq lists its product as uncharacterized. The annotation marks the transcript as partial. The transcript is spliced from 2 exons. NCBI's taxonomy places the organism in Eukaryota, Viridiplantae, Chlorophyta, Chlorophyceae, Chlamydomonadales, Volvocaceae. The record is from RefSeq and is a predicted model, not a curated record.
AUGGCAUCUCUCACUGUACAUAGGGUGGGAGUGGGCCUCCUCGAGCGUCUGGACGUUCCCUUGAAACUAGCUGCACCCUUGAUGAGCAAAAAUACCGAUCAAAUUAGCUCUGAAAGUCCUCUUGAGCCCAUGACUAGCGCAACGCCUAGCACAACGUCAGAACCGGAGCAGCCUGAGCUCCUGGAGUUGGUUUGCUCUCCGCCCGCCGUGUCCAGCGUGGAGAGCCACUCCGCGACCUUCUCGUGGACGUCGCUUGGGAAGGUCCCAGUAGGAUUUGUGGCAGCCUACACCAUAGAGCUACAGCAACUGGACAGCCCUGACAGCAUUAGCAGCACGAACUGGCUUUCCGUCUACAGGGGCGAGGGGCUUUCCUGCAAG